AUGGCUAUUAGCUUUAAUGGCAAUGGGAUUACCUCUGAAGGCCAUCUGCCAGGAGACCAGCAGGCUUCCUCGUGCAGUUGUUUGCUGAGUGAAAAUGAGAAGCGUCCCUUUGUGGAGGAAGCUGAACGAUUGAGAGUUCAACAUAAAAAGGAUCACCCGGACUAUAAAUACCAACCACGCCGGAGGAAAAGCGUCAAAGCCGGCCAGAGCGAUUCAGAUUCAGGAGCUGAGCUGAACCAUCACGGAGGAACCCAGAUCUACAAAGCAGACUCAGGGCUGGGCUCCAUGAGUGAAGCGCAUCACCCCGGCGACCACACAGGGCAGCCUCAUGGACCUCCUACGCCACCUACCACCCCUAAGACUGACUUACACCCUGGGAGCAAGCAAGAGCUGAAGCACGAGGGCCGGCGGCUCAUGGAAAGUGGUCGGCAGAACAUUGAUUUUAGCAACGUGGAUAUCUCUGAGUUGAGCAGUGAGGUCAUCAACAACAUGGAGGCGUUUGACAUCCAUGAAUUUGACCAGUACUUGCCACUCAAUGGCCACUCUGCCAUGCCAGCCAGUCAUGGGCAGAACUCCACAGCAGGAUCUUAUGGGACUUCUUACUCUCAUUCAGCCAACGGCAACACUGGUGGAGCCACCCAGGGAUGGACUCACAAGAGCCCUGCAUCUGCGUCCCCUUCUUCCAGUGAAACCAGCCAGCAGAGGCCUCAUAUCAAGACCGAACAGCUCAGCCCAAGCCAUUACAGUGAGCAGCCCCACAACUCUCCAACCCAUUCGGACUAUGGAUCCUAUACCGCUCAGGCGUGUGCCACCACCGUUUCCCCAAGCACAGCCACAGGUUCUUUUUCCAGUUCCCAAUGUGACUACACAGAUCUUCAGAGUUCCAACUACUACAACCCCUACUCGGGCUACCCUUCCAGCAUUUACCAGUACCCGUAUUUCCAUUCCUCUCGCCGGCCGUAUGCCACCCCCAUCCUUAACAGCCUGUCCAUACCCCCUUCUCACAGCCCCAGUGCGAACUGGGACCAGCCAGUCUACACAACCCUGACAAGGCCUUGAGCUGAUGGAAGGAGCUGAUUUUUUGAGGUCUUCCCCCACCAGCCUUCAAAAGUAUGCACUACACAGAAACAAAGAUGGAGCAAAGAAAUAUAAUAAUAAUAAUAAUAAUAAUUAAUAAUAAUAAUAAUAAUAGAAGAAGAACCAUAAUGGAGCAUUGUUGCAUGGUCCGAAGUGCCUCCUGUUUUGUCGAUAUGCCUGGGCGUUCCCUCCAGAAUCUCUUAGAUUUUCCAAGACAGAGUUCUAUUUUGUUUAUUACGAAUUGUAAAUAAUACUAAAUAACAUCUGGACCAAUGAUUGCUCUUGAAUAGAUGAAGGAUGAUACUUUCUAACUCCUCUGUGAGGACUUGGCGAUAAGUUUGGGUUUUGCGUCCAAGACUCUGCAAAAGUCAAGGUGAAGAUGGUGCUUAAGGGUUUGUUGCAAAGUAGGGACAGAUCAGCCUUGCACAAAAACCCUUGUAGGUUUUUUAAAUCCUAAGUGUUCAAUUAACAGUACUGAGGGACCAUUCAAGAAUCUUUUGGGACCAACCAACCAACUAAUGUCAGCAUUUCUUAAUUUUAGUUGAGAGUUCUUCUGAGCAAGGUUUGGCUGUAAUUAACAUUUUGUUUGGAAGCUUAAAAAAGCACGGUGAUAUAUAUAUAUAUUUUUUGUCAUUGUUUGGGGGUAAAUCUGUUAAAUAUGUAUUUAUGUUCUAUCUAAUUUUUGUCCUUUUAAUUAAUGAAGUAAUUCUGUGCAAGAGGUAGAAUUUAAAUAAAAUAAAAGUCUUUAUGGUGCAUAAACUAGUGGAGGAGUUUUCCCAUCCCCCCAAUUAUUCAUUAAAAAGAGGAAAAAAGCAUUUAAGGUCCGUCAGAAAGGAAAAUUAGAAAUGCUUCAGAAGAAACAAUGAUAAUGCAGGAACCUGAAAGGUGGAGAAAAAGUGAGCAGUUCAUUCAGUGGCAGAGUUCACAUGGCAUUUGAGCGAAAGGCGUGCCAGGCUGCUUCUGCCUAACACUCACUUCCAGGUGUGAUGAAGUAGGACCUAAAGGUGAUGGCCGCUCCCCAUUGUUUGUCCCUCACACCUGGAACUUGAGGUAGACUGCCACUGGAACAACCGAAUGCAUCCCAGUUGAUGAUGGGAGCUUAGCUGUGCGGCUUCUAAAUCAUCAUUUAUGGCUUGGUAAAUUGGGAGAACCAGGCCACCAUGGCCAGUGCUGCGUAUCCUGCUUAGAAGAAGACGCACCUUAAAAUGUAGUGGGAGCCCACCCUAGGUCUGAUCCUGGUUUUGCAGGACUCUGGCCACCUGAAGGUACGGAUUGUAAAUGUGAAUUCCUGGCACUGACUCGUUUUUUCCAUCUCAGAGUCACCGGGCGACCUUGAUAUUUGGUACUGCAGAUGAAGUGAUAUUUUCUUCCCUUUGAUGGUGUCCCAGCCAGAAAUAAGCAGUGGGCCUCCAUACCAGUGCUUUCUAAACAUUUAUUUUUAACAUUUAUUUUUAUUUAGAGAGGUUUGAUGGAGUCAGCUUUUUCUAAACACCUUUUUUAUCCGUUGCCCAUCAAGUAGCAGGGGGCUGGAGCCAAAUGGGGCUCAGAAUUGAUACUUCUAUCAAACUAACUGAACACACUCAAUUUGGUGGGGGGACUGACCCACUUGAGCCGCUGCGGCAGCAUCUCUGAAGUGCCUUCACCGAAACCAGCUUGGCGAGCCAAAUUCCUCUGUGCCACAGCUAGGAAUUUCACACGUGCAAAAAUAUCGUGCAAGGGGUUGCACAUUUGAAAAGAGAUGCAAUAUCUUACCUGGUGAAGUGUGUUACGGGCUUCUGGCCAGAGUUGUAUCUGUGGAUCUUUCAAGGGAAAAUAAAAAAAUCUGCCGGAGGAAUCAGGUGCAACCUGAUAUUUUGCACUGUGAUUCCUUCACUGGAACUUCCUUUCUGUACUGGCAAAAUGUGACUCUGGAGUGAAUUCACUCUAUCUCGCUGAAUCUGUAUGAAAUUAAAUAUGGAAAAAGGAAAUGUUAAUAGGUUCUCUUCCCAUUGUAAGCUAAGUUCAAUCUACAAAAUUAUUUUUGAAAAUGUUAUUACAUUUUUGAACUGGCCUGAGGGGCCCAGCUUUUUUCUUCUUCUUAAAGAAACGUCAGUUUUAGCAGAAUUUACACAUUGAGUUUCACUUUAAUAUUGCCCUAUUUAAGAACCAGAUGUUAUUCAUCAAAGCUGUGAAAAUUAACAUUCUCCACUACAUUUUGGUUAAUUCUUAGAUGUAGGCUAAUCAUUUUGUUGAUAUUCGUUGCUUUGUAUGCUGAGCAUAUAACAACCAUCUAUUCUAAUGGUAACAUUGUGCCUUUUCAGAGAAAAACAAAUCUUUAUGAACCUUUAAACUUUCAGAGAUUAUUUAGCUUAUCUUUUCUAUGUUUCGUAUUCUUGGGUUUGUUUUCGUUUUCACCUUUUCCUUUAAAAUGCAUAUUUGUGGGAGGUGGGCUUGGAGCACAAAAGAGAGUGGGGCUGAAGAUGGAAACCUUCUUAUGCAAUCUAUUUUUCUGUAUAAAGUUUGAAGGUUGUCAGUUAUCUGUUCUGUUCACUGGCUUCUGACUAAGUAAUGCUAACUUUUGUACAGAUCUAUUUGAUAAAAUUAAA
Python bivittatus (Burmese python) is the source of this 3662-nucleotide messenger RNA. NCBI's taxonomy places the organism in Eukaryota, Metazoa, Chordata, Lepidosauria, Squamata, Pythonidae. The record is from RefSeq and is a predicted model, not a curated record.